This is a messenger RNA of Hypoxylon fragiforme, 687 nucleotides long. RefSeq lists its product as uncharacterized. Lineage: Eukaryota; Fungi; Ascomycota; Sordariomycetes; Xylariales; Hypoxylaceae. Gene Ontology annotation, biological process: regulation of DNA-templated transcription. The annotation marks the transcript as partial. The transcript has 2 exons. Gene Ontology annotation, molecular function: DNA-binding transcription factor activity; sequence-specific DNA binding. The record is from RefSeq and is a predicted model, not a curated record.
AUCUCCAAUUUGUUCAAUGUUGGUCGCAAAACCUCGUAUUCAAACGUCCUUUUUUUCUCUUCUCUUUUUUCUCUUCUUUUUUCUACUACGCCUACGCCGUAUGUACUAAGGGAGAUAACGAUGGGAUAUGGAGAUGCUAUGAUAUCCAUCAAACUAAACCAAUGGCCGCGUCGUCACUCGUAUUGGCAUGCCUACAUACACACCUCGUGGUCCUCAUCAUAGUAGAUGAUCAUACUUCGUACAUGUAAGAACCACUAUCAAAGCAGAUUCCCUCCUCAGAGUCUCUACAUAUGUCUAUUACUAGUAGUAUAUCCAAACAUCAAAACAAAUACUCCGCCGCAAACGCCAGCCCCUGCCUCACCACCAUCCUGAUCUCCUCGGGCAUAUCCAGCGUCUCGGCGCGACCAAAACUAGCCCAAACCAUCUCGUCGUGGUCGCGCGACUGGAUCCGCAGGUCGUCGUGGCUCUUCACCAGCACCGCGUAGUUGAGCUGCAGACACUCCUUGCGCAGCACCAGCUGCGGACUAUGUACCGGCGAGGGGCGCGCAGCGGCGGCAGUGGCAUCCCACGAGGAGGAGGAUGAUAGCACGCUUGUGCCUACACCUCCUCCUAUGCUCCCUCUCCCUCUUUCUCGAUCUCGUUCCCGUUCUCUUUCCCUUUCCCUCCCACCCCAGCUCCCACCCCCGC